Molecule: messenger RNA, 3787 nt
Organism: Branchiostoma belcheri (Belcher's lancelet)
Lineage: Eukaryota; Metazoa; Chordata; Leptocardii; Amphioxiformes; Branchiostomatidae
Product: mesoderm induction early response protein 1-like
Exons: 12
Coding region: 54-1589 (511 amino acids)
Biological process (GO): negative regulation of transcription by RNA polymerase II
Cellular component (GO): nucleoplasm
Molecular function (GO): transcription corepressor activity; histone deacetylase binding
Source: RefSeq, a predicted model, not a curated record
AAACAUGUAAAUAACAUCCGGGUCACCAUUGCUAUCCCAUAAUAUUAUUCAACAUGGCGGAGACCGUUCCGGGAGAUUCGAGUCCAGAGUCGGACCGUGAGUUUAACCCGUCUGCAGAGAUGCUGAUUGAUGAAAUUGACGACGAGCAGACUUUAGAAGAGGAAGAGGCGCAGGACAGCGGAGACAGCAACGAGGUCGCAGAGCUGGAGAAGGAGGGUGACAUGCCGUUGGAACAGCUGCUGGCGAUGUAUGGCUAUUCCGAGGAGGGUGCGCACCCCCCCAGCAGUGACGGGGAGCCGGACUUGCCCCCUGACCUCACGCUGGACAAGGAGCAGAUCGCCCGCGACCUUCUGCCGCACGAAACGCCCGAGGAUCGAGAGGCUUCGUCUUCGCUCGAGUUCUUAGCCAGGCUGGACGGGGAAGGGGAGGCAAACCACAGAACACUCAGACCGAGAACCAACGGCGAAGGCUACUCAGAAGACGAUGAUGAGGACGAUGAAGAUUACGUUCCCGCUGACGACUGGAAAAAGGAUAUCCAGGUGGGUCCAGACUACCAGGCUAAGGUCCCGGCCGGGCUGGCUGCUUACGACGAGGGAAAACCGGUUCCUUACGACAGCGAAGACAGGCUGCUCUGGGACCCAACCAGGCUCGACGACAAGCAAGUGGAAGGCUACCUUGAGGAGUACGCCUCCAUCGUACCGGGCUCGGCGGGAAUGGGCGCGGUUCCGGCGGGUGGACAUGUACGGGAUGAUGAACAGGCGUUGUUCCUGUUGAUGCAGUGUGAAGGAGACUUUAAGGAGGCCCUGAGAAGGAAAAGGCUGCAGUCGGUCAGCCCCGCCUCUGAGGAGAGUUUGUGGUCAGAAGAAGACUGCCGGAACUUUGAGAGUGGCCUGAGGAUGUACGGAAAGGACUUCCACAUGAUCCAGAAAACCAGGUUGCCGAUGAAGUCGGUUGGAGACCUGGUGCACUUCUAUUACCUGUGGAAGAAGACAGAAAGGCACGACAUGUUUGCGAACCACGCAAGGCUCGGCAAGAAGAAAUACAACUUCCAUCCUGGUGUCACGGACUACAUGGACAGGCUGCUGGAUGAAAGCGAGUCCCAGGCCUCGUCUCGAGCCUCGAGUCCGAACUUUAACCCCAGCCUCAAGCACAAACAUCUGCUCAGCAGCAUGGCAACCUCCGGAUCAAGUUACAUCCCCUCGCUGGCCGACUUCAACACAGGCACUCCCACAAUUCCUGUCAUCGACCCCAACCUGGCGACCUCCAGCGCAAGUGGAUUUGACCUUGAUGGGCUGGGAAUCCAGGCGCUCAGCUCCCUGCUGAACAAUGACCUUGGGGGAAACGACCUUCUGGACGUACAGCCGCUGAAAAAGUUCAAGUCAGACUCUGAGUCAAACGGGGGGUUACACGCCGGCUCUCGCGCUAACCACAUAUUCCCUGGGGGGGAGGGGGGCAAGCAAGGUCACGAGGUGACCUUCACGGGGGCUGCCAUGGCAACCAUCUCGUCAGGGCUGCACACAGACAGCCUGCUGAUGACCUCUGCCCUGCGACCCAGCACGGCGAAGAGUGUGGAGUCCUGCAGCCAGUAAUGUUAGCCGGGGGGGAGGGGGGGCAACACAAUACCUCGCAGGGCAGCCCGAUGUACAUAUGUGAAUAACUCGGCUUCCCUCUCACAAGUGUUACACCGACAGGACAGGAACAAAAAGUGCUGUGUGCCGCUUCACUGGACCAGUUCAGGACUUGUAAAAAUGUUUAGUUUCAAGAAAAAAAACCUUAAAAGUCAAGAACCAAUUGCAGAAAAAAAGCAUGUUACAUACCCCUUUUCUUUCUAAACCACCUAAAACUUCCAUAGAUUGCAAAAUCUGUGCUGCAAAAUGAAGAAAACAUUGCCUGCGGCCAUCGUAAAGUGUCGGCCUCCAUGUUGUGUGGCCAAAGUUUUGCUCAAACAACAUUGCAAGGUUGCCAACAUGCCAUGGGCUAAGGUCCGGACUUAAGAGCUCGGAACUGAACCUCUGGACUUGAAUCCGGACCUGAACCUGAAUGUGGGUUUAGGUACACAGCACUAGGAACAAACGAUUGAGCACCCGACUGGAAAAUAGGACAGGCUCUUCUCAUCUUGGGGUCAGCUAAGGUCGUCUGCUGGUUAAUUUGGGCAUUCAUGAAUGUUGCCACAAAUUUUGCUACAUAUUUUACUGCUCCAGCCAAAUUAAAACUGGUAACAGAAAAGUUCAUCCAAAAACUUUGCAGAAAAUGUGCUCUUAGGUCAGAUCCAACCGGAAUCUUGUACAUAAAUGCUGGUAUACUUGAGUUGAUUUGCAGUAACUUGAAGCUGUUCUAUAACUAACUUAUCAGGCCAGUGACUCGCAGGAAUAAACAUGUAGGGUUCCGUCUGGAGUCUUGCAGCCGCCAGGCACUGAGGAAAGUACCUGCAGAGGGACUGAAACAGCUCAAGCCAGCCGGGGAAUUUUCUUUUGAGUUUUUAUAUUCCUACUUAAAAAAACAGAUGAUGGAAAUGGGUACACAGAUUAUGGAAGUACUUCAGAAAUUUGGUAAUCUUAAAACAAGCACAUCUGCACAGGUGUGUGGCAUAAUUAUGUGUUGGCCCGCCGACACUGGCUCCAACCAUGGCCCAGUUAUAUUCUGGCCGAGGCAAAUCAAAAUUGGCAUGAAAAAAAACAAACAAAAUAUGUGUGAAUGGGAUAAGAUGCAUAAUUUAGGGGUUUAGAUUUCUUCUAGAAAAGUUCAUUUCAGCAAUUUUUUUGUACUUCAUACAGUGUUUUGUACAACAUGUGUUAGCAUGCCAGCCAGCAUAGUGUUGAUUGCAUAUAAUACUUUUGUUUCUACCAUGGACUGUUUUAGUAAAGGUACAUGUAUGUAAAUUGUAGUGUCACUGUAGGAAGGUAGGCUGUUUUUUCACCUUAAAGUGUUUCUGUGACAGGAAUUUGAUAUUUAAAAUGAAGCAGAUGAAGAUUAUGGAAAAAUAUGCAAAAAGAGGAGACCUUUAUUUUAGUAACUGUACAUAGCUGAGAAUGUGGAAGGUCGGAAGGAAGAAACCAAAAAUGCUGUAUGUACAUUUUACCGUAGGUGAACUUUGCUCCUGUAGAAAAAUAGUCGCAGUUUUCCUACUCAAACAUCACGAGCUGAUGAUGGUGCUGAGCCUUAUGGCAAGGUAGAACACUUAUGUGAGACAAUGCAGGUUAAAGGUGACAGGUUAAAGGUGAACUGGGGUGAGAGACACACUAUCUGUGGAGAAACCUUGUACUGGUUUUUUAUAUUCCAAGCAAUACGGUAGUUCACACAACUCAUUUGGAGGUGCUGUAAGUUUUAUUAAUCAUGAAGUGGUUUGACUGUAGGGGAAGCUGGUGUAAGAAAUGCCAGUCUCCAUGUGUUGAAGCUGGGAAGAGUUUUACACUCAAACCUGCCCAUUCUGUGAUUCAUUUGCUUUACUCCACUCUGGGGUCUCUCAAUUUACUGUCUAAAUAUUCACUUUUGUGUCGCUGAUAGCCAUUAUAGGUCUGCUUUUUAACAUCAUAGUUUCCUGUGAAGUGAAGCAAAUUUUCCUCAUGAAAUAGUACCUCAUACAUCAUUAAAUAACUAGAUUUUACCAGCACAAGUUUGAUUCUAGUGACUUAAGGAAAACUAGCCUGACGCCAUGUUUUGUACAGCUGCAGUCAACUUUUCUGUUUUAACCGGAAAGAAACUGGGCAGAAAGUGUAGACUACAGGAGCAAUGAAAGGGUUCACCUGAUGUUAAAUAAACCUGCCUUCGUGAGGCGCCGCUGGAAAAA